AUGGAGGAAACAGACGACACAAGCCCUGAUGUUGUAGAAUUAGGCAUGGAUGGAUGUGUCGUUGAAUGGCAUGAAAGAAGUAUGAUGCCAGAACCAUACGUUGGGGAAGAACUACCACCAAAUUAUGAAAUCAAAGCCAUGGAACAAUUUACACGUGUCUUUUUUGAACGAUAUUCAAACCCGGGACCGACACUAUAUGAAUUCACUUGA
This is a messenger RNA of Rotaria socialis, 210 nucleotides long. The record is from the annotation of a GenBank genome assembly. Lineage: Eukaryota; Metazoa; Rotifera; Eurotatoria; Philodinida; Philodinidae.